AUGCCUCCAUAUAAUUGGGCAAAGGGUAAAGAGUUAAGUUCCAUUAACCCGAAUAAACUCAAAAAUGAAGAUGUCCUUGCUCGAAUUUUAAUAGGUGUUGAGGGGACCGACAAUAUGGUGAGAGAGAUGAAAGGUGAAUUCUCACAACUCAAUCAAAUGGUUACAUCUUACUCGGCCUCUAUCAAGCAACUUGAAACUCAAUUGGGCCAAAUCUUGGCACAACUUAAUGUAAGACCAAAGGGUGGAUUGCCUAGUGAGACGAUUAUCAAUCUUAAAAAUGAUGCUCACAUCAUGGUUAUUGUCACUAGGAGUGGUCGAACUUUUGGUAAAGAUGUCGUUGAUCCUGGUGAAGACCCCAAUGAAAAUUCAAAUGAAGAACAAGCCAAUGCAAAGAAAAUACAGCUAGAAGAGAUAAUUGAUAAUGAUCCAAAGCCUAAUGAGACAAGUCUUGAAAGGUCGAAGGUAGUUAAAGAAAAUGUUAAAAGUGAGAAAGCUCCUAAGGUGGUUGAUGAUGAUACUCCACAAUUGAAUGAAACUCUAAUUGUUCCAUUGCCACAAAUCAAAAUUCCUCUUCCAUUCCCACAGAGGCUCAAAAAGAAGGAUGAUGAUAUCAAGUUAAAGAAGUUUCUUGUGAAAUUUAGCAAUUUAUCGAUGACUAUUCCUUUGCUAGAAUCCUUACAAGAAAUGUAUGGGUAUGCUAAAUUUAUGAAGGACUUAGUUACAAAGAAGCGAGUCAUAAAUUUUGAAAUAAUUGAGGUAACCCACAAUGGUAGUGCUAUAAUGUCUAGGACAAUGGUGGCGAAGAAAGAAGACCCGGGUGUAUUUACUAUUUAUUGCAUUAUUGGGGUGUAUAAAUUUGGAAAAGCAUUGUGUGAUCUUGGGGCAAGUAUUAAUUUGAUUUCAUUUGCUGUGUUUCGAAAGUUAGGCUUGGGUGGAUUGGGUGCCCCUAAGCCUACCACUAUGAGGCUUCAAAUGGCCGAUCGUUUAAUCAAAAAACCCGUUGGUGUCUUGUAUGAUGUUUUGGUAAAAGUUGAUUGGUUUAUCUUUUUGGCUGACUUUGUUAUUCUUGAUUGUGAGAUUGAUCAUGAGGUCCCAAUCAUUCUUGGUAGACCAUUCUUGGCUACCAAAAGGGCUUUAGUGGAUGUAGAAUAUGGGGAGAUAAAAUUUAGGGUGAAUAAUGAAGAACUAUCCUUCAAUGUGUGCAAGUCCAUGAAUCAAUCGAUGGACUUACAAGUGGUGUCGGAAUUGAUGUGA
This is a messenger RNA of Capsicum annuum, 1254 nucleotides long. RefSeq lists its product as uncharacterized. The record is from RefSeq and is a predicted model, not a curated record. Bases 1 to 1254 code for a protein of 417 amino acids. The transcript has a single exon. NCBI's taxonomy places the organism in Eukaryota, Viridiplantae, Streptophyta, Magnoliopsida, Solanales, Solanaceae.